GGUACCGUGAGAGCACAUACAGAGGUUUAGGGGUGGGAUUAUCAUGGCGGCGGUGAAAAUCUUGAUAGCGUCGAUCUUGGUAAUUACAGCAUCUCUGUGUUGGGUAUCGUCGGCUGAUUCGCCUGAAGCUGCUUUCGUCAAAAAGACCAUCUCUGCCCACAAGAUCGUCAUCUUCUCAAAGUCCUAUUGCCCGUACUGUAAGAGGGCAAAAGCCGUGUUCAAGGAGCUGAAUCAAGUUCCGUUCGUUGUGGAGCUUGAUGAGCGAGAUGAUGGAUGGAGCAUUCAGGAUGCGAUGAGUGAGAUUGUUGGUAGGCGCACUGUGCCACAGGUUUUCAUUAAUGGAAAACAGCUCGGAGGCUCAGAUGAUACUGUUGAAGCAUACGAGAUUGGAGAGUUGGCUAAGCUAUUAGGUAUUAAGGAAGAAGGCAAGCAUGAUCUCUAAGUCCACAAUCAAAAAAGAAUGUUCUUCUCUCGAGUAAAUUUUGAAUUUUAUUACUUUUAAGGUAUUUCUUUCUUUUAUUU
Molecule: messenger RNA, 522 nt
Organism: Hibiscus syriacus
Lineage: Eukaryota; Viridiplantae; Streptophyta; Magnoliopsida; Malvales; Malvaceae
Product: glutaredoxin-C4-like
Exons: 4
Coding region: 44-442 (132 amino acids)
Biological process (GO): cellular response to oxidative stress
Cellular component (GO): cytoplasm
Molecular function (GO): glutathione disulfide oxidoreductase activity
Source: RefSeq, a predicted model, not a curated record